This is a messenger RNA of Cricetulus griseus (Chinese hamster), 2478 nucleotides long. NCBI's taxonomy places the organism in Eukaryota, Metazoa, Chordata, Mammalia, Rodentia, Cricetidae. The record is from RefSeq and is a predicted model, not a curated record.
CUAAGCGCGGGGACUCGCCGCCCUCCAGGUCAGGCGCCAAGCUUCGGGGCGGCCAGGGCUCCGGCUUCCGCGCCCCCCUGAGAUCCGCGCAGUCGGGCGCUUCCCCACCCGGGACCGGACCUCGGAGCCUUCUUGCCGAGCCUGAGCGCCAACUUCGCCAGGAACGUCCCUAACUCCAGGGCACCCUGCGGGGAGAGAGGGCGCUGCUGCGGGGCACAAGCCGAGAGGACGCGCCGCUGGCGGAGAAGCCAGCAUCCGCGGGGUCGCUCGGGCGCCCCUGAGUGGGCAGCAGCGGCAGCAGACCUCUCUCCCGGGAGUUCCGGACCUGCCAGCGCUGGGGAUUCCUCCCGGGCAGGCGCUCGCCCUCUCUUUUAUGCCCAUGCUGGACUAGAACUCACAGUGUAGCCCAGGUUGACUCCCAACUCUCAAUCUUCUGGACCCCUCCGGGUGUGGGCCAUCACACCUGACUCUGACAGGAGCUUGGGCCCCUGCCACAGCCCAGCAGAGGCUGUGUAGAUCAACCAUCAGGAAGCCUGGUUCCCAGCCCCGGGGUCCAUCCCUGGCUGCGGGGAGUGGAGGCUCCUGCGAGGUAGCAGUGGCCCGCAGCGGUCCCCUCCCCAUAGUGAGCCAUGGGUCAGAAGCUCUCUGGGAGCCUCAAGUCCGUGGAGGUACGAGAGCCAUCACUACGGCCAGCCAAGCGGGAGCUUCGAGGCUCAGAGCCCGGGCGGCCAGCACGGCUAGACCAGCUGCUGGACAUGCCUGCGGCAGGGCUGGCUGUGCAGCUGAGACACGCGUGGAACCCCGAGGACCGCUCGCUCAAUGUCUUCGUCAAGGAUGACGACCGCCUCACCUUCCACCGCCACCCGGUGGCCCAGAGCACGGAUGGCAUCCGCGGCAAAGUGGGCCAUGCCCGGGGCCUGCACGCAUGGCAGAUCCACUGGCCAGCUAGGCAGCGGGGCACCCAUGCUGUGGUGGGCACUUGGGCCGCAGCCGCCUCUACCACGAUGGCAAGAACCGUCCUGGGGUAGCAUACCCUGCUUUCCUGGGGCCAGAUGAGGCCUUUGCUCUGCCAGAUUCCUUAUUGGUCGUGCUGGACAUGGACGAGGGCACGCUCAGCUUCAUCGUGGAUGGCCAGUACCUGGGCGUGGCCUUCCGUGGCCUCAAGGGCAAGAAACUGUACCCGGUCGUGAGUGCUGUGUGGGGCCACUGUGAAGUCACCAUGCGCUACAUCAAUGGCCUUGACCCUGAGCCCCUGCCUCUGAUGGACCUGUGCCGGAGAUCCAUCCGCUCAGCCCUGGGCAGACAGCGCCUGCGGGACAUCGACUCCCUGCCCCUGCCUCAGUCUCUCAAAAACUAUCUGCAGUACCAGUGAGCGGUGCUGAAGGCCUCCUGUCAUCUGUGGUCACACAGCACCUAGCUCCAGAGCAUCAGGAUGUGUCACUGACUUAGAAAAGGAACGCCUGUUGCCACUGUGACUGCCAGGGCCAAACUGCUGCCAUCAUCAACCAGGACCAGAAGGCCACCCAGUCAACCAGAGUGCAGAGACCACUUCUUCCUCAAGAGAAUGAAUAAAACACUUGGCAGGAGACGGCAUCCUGUUCCCCACUGCAGACACGCCCAGGAAAACUGGCCAGUGGAGACAAAAUAGCUUCUGAAUAAUGAAUGAUGGAAGCAAAUCCUUGAUGGUCCCCUCCCUGCCUGCCACUGGCCAGGGCAGGGAGAUUGUCCUUCCAUUUUAAGACUUAGUACCACUUUGAGAGACAAGUCUCCAGGGACCACAGCAGUGCGAAGAACCUGGGCUUUCCUCUCUGAGCAGGCUUCCUCAUCCCUUCCUUCCCUCUUCCACCAUGGAUAGGGUCCUUUGACUGUCCCCACCCCUCUAUUCAGGGACACUAGUCUGGUGAUGACUUGCCCCAGGGACAGAGUUUAUUCUUGGGUAUGAUCGUUUUAGGUAGCGUCUGCAUUUUGAAAGAGGUGUGUGGUGAAGAUGGCUUUCUCCCAAAGGUGCUAAGGAGGCAGGAGUUCUCAGGACACCAAGUCUGUGACACCCUGAGUGUCCAGGACUCUGGUGGCCAUCAUUCAGGGUGAAGCCUGGUUGUCACAGAGCUUUCUUUGAGCAAAUUAUUUUUUCACUUUAGGAGACUUCCACAGUUUGUUUCGCGUUUCCAAUAUGUGUGUGACAUGCUGUUUAUUUAUCAGCUGGGGCCCCUGGCGUGGCCUUGGGACUGGAAGGGGUGGGUGUGACACACAGUCUCUGCAGGGCCUGAGACCCAUCCUCUCACAGAGUGUUGCUGCUGCCACCAGCACCACCAUUCAGCAUCUUUGGUGAGUUCCAGAUACUCCCCACUCAGACUCAUGUGUAACUGGAAAUCGUCACAGUGUGGGAUACCAGAGCCAGAAGGCACAGCCUCCACUCUAAUGUGAAUGUGACCCACGAGCAAGGAACAUUUCUAAUAAAGUUUGUCAUUCUGUCCUUGA